AUGGGUUUCCCAGCCACCAUGUUGCGAGAAAUUACUCCCGACGGGCCUCCCAUCACGGAACAACACAAAAUUUCUUCCCAAUGGUUCAAAAAUGCAUUCUGGGUUCAAAUUGGAGUAUCCUACAAUUUAUCACAAGUAAAGUAUUUUUUUUCUCAGCCUGCGGCGCAAGUUAUGGUUUUGUGGAAGAUUCCAUUUCAAUCUCCCGAAACAAUCGACUUCGACGACCGAACUCUGCUUUUCUUUCCGGCCUUGUUUUGGGACGGCGGGCGUUCGUCGUUCUAUACAAGAUUACCCACUCACCUCGAGAAGGCCCAGGCCUUCAUUCUUCUCACAAUAUACCCAGUAGUAUUGGCAAUUUGGCCAUCUGAGUUCUACUCCCAUGCAGCAGCACCCUGCAAAUUCCAGGACAAAAGUCUGGCUUAUAGGCUCCCAUUGCUAGUAUACUUAUCAACAAACGACCUCCUCCCUCGACGAACCAAGGACGAACAGCCUCUUCUCUCGACAAACGGCCUCCUCCUUCCCUCGAUGAAUAGUCUGCCCCCUCCCUCAAUGAAUGGUCUCCCCCGUCAACGAAUAGAACCCUCCCUCGACGACCAGCUUCCUCAAGAACUCUCGAUCUCACUCGCGAUUUUGACGAAGACGCUCGCUGGCACGAUGGGCUCUUUGCUGAGUAUUCAUCAGAAGCAGAACAAACUUCAACUGAAGGAGCUGGAGCGUUCCAGUGAGGCGUUGCGAGUACCAAACGUGCCAAGGAGUAAAUUCGUGUUCAAGCGCAGACCUGCUGCUGCUGCCACGAAUUUUAGAAGACCACCCUCCGAAACAAGUUCAACGCAAACCCUUCCUCCUCCUUUACAGACACAAAACGCGCCACCACCACCACCACCACCCGCGGCAUCAACACAUCUACCCCUCCCCCCCCACUCACACUACCACUUCACUCGUGAAGACUUACAAAGCCAUCUAGCGCCAUCCGACCUGUCGAUCUCGGAUCUGCGUUGA
Messenger RNA from Laccaria bicolor S238N-H82, 999 nucleotides. RefSeq lists its product as uncharacterized. The record is from RefSeq and is a predicted model, not a curated record. Lineage: Eukaryota; Fungi; Basidiomycota; Agaricomycetes; Agaricales; Hydnangiaceae. Bases 1 to 999 code for a protein of 332 amino acids. The transcript is spliced from 10 exons.